This is a messenger RNA of Candidula unifasciata, 1755 nucleotides long. The record is from the annotation of a GenBank genome assembly. NCBI's taxonomy places the organism in Eukaryota, Metazoa, Mollusca, Gastropoda, Stylommatophora, Geomitridae.
AUGGCCGAGCCACAGAAAGUCAAGGCGGAUGACUACGGCGACAUAGUCAUGCGACAGUUUCAGAAGCUCCGUGCAGAAAAUGAACUCUGUGACUUCAAGGUUUUGGCACAAGGGCGAGUUUUUGAGGUCCACCGUGCCCUUCUUGCUGCCACCAGCGACUAUUUCCGGGUCAUGUUCAAAGGGGUCAUGGCCGAGAGUAAACAAGACACCAUAGAUCUCAAAGGAGUAUCAGCAGACGGGUUACAGCAGGUGGUAGAGUUUAUCUACAGUGGGGAGAUGACCCUCUCAGGCGAGAACCUCACAGAAGUGAUCAACACAGCCAGUCAUCUGCAGGUGGCCAGUGCUAUUGAUGUCUGUAGCUCCUACAUCAAGUCGCUGCUAACAUUUGAUAACUACGAGGAACUGAUCUCUAUAGCGGACACGUAUUCCUUAGAAGCAGUCGUCACAUAUUGGGAGAGCAUGAUUCAUGAGCGCUUUGUGGAGUUCAGCAACACACAGGCAUUUUUGAAAAUGGAUGGAGAGAAAUUUGCAUAUCAUCUGGCGCAGGAUAAAUUACGAGUUCCAUCGGAAUAUCAACUCUUCCUGAUUGUGGAAAAGUGGUUGAGACACCAGCCAAACCGUGUAACUGCAGACUCCACAAAAUGUCUCAGCAACUUGAGGUUUGGCCUGAUGUCUGAGCAAGAACUGACGGCCAUUCGGGACAAUGAUGUGGUCAAGAGAUGCCCUGUGGGUCAGCAGCUGGUGGCCAAAGGCUACCAUUAUCACAUGGAUAGUAAAAAAGGUCACCCGACAAUAGAUGAACAUUGUAAAGUUCGAGCUGAGAAAGCAUCAAUCAUCAUGGUUCACUUGGGGACAUCACACAUGCCUUUUCAGAUCACAGCAUUCAGCGCCAGCUCCAAAUCUUUCUAUUGCCUCUUCUGCGACGUCAACGGCAUCCGCGAAUGCAGGGUGGCGUCAGUGGAUAACUUUGCCUACAUUUGCCGUGUUGUGGAUUUUGGAGGUGGGACUCUGAUGAGUUCUCUGUUCAGGUUUGAUCCUAGACACAUGGUUGGUCAGGAGUUGCGGCCAAUGAGGAGGUUAAGACUGGAAUUUGCAUGUGUUUCACAUGCUAGAUGUUUGUAUGCCUUUGGAGGCACCACGGAACAGUUUGCAAUACUGGACUCUGUAGAGUGCUACAAUGUGCAGUCUAAUACUUGGGAUGAGCUGCAGCCAAUGCCGUCACCCACUCAUUCACUUGCAGCAGUGUCACAUGGUUCCAAGAUAUAUUUAUCUGGUGGGGUUUCAGGUCAGGACAGAGCAAUAGUGGCCAGCUUUUUAAGCUAUGACCCAGUCACACGACGAUAUGAAGCUAAACCUAGCAUGUUCUACCCACGGCGGCUACACGACAUGAUUGCACAUGAGUCAAAGAUUUUUGCCCUUGGUGGCAUCACUCGUCAGGGAAUUCCACUAUACGGUCAAAUCCCUAUAGAAUGCUUUGACAUGACCACAAACCAGUGGACUAUGCUGUCAUCAACCCUGGGCGGCCGUUCUGUUGGUCACUAUUUUGUCCUGGAUGAUGGACGGAUUCUUUCUUUGGGUCAUGAGCAUCACAGUGCAACAGAAGAAGAAAUGUGGCUAUAUCAGCCAAGCACCGACUCCUGGUCUCGAUUUGCUAAGGCUCCACAGAGGAUGAGCCUGAACUCCGCUCUCAGCACUCAGCUUUAUAUCAACUUCUUUCAGGAAAAGGUUGCUUCGAAAAUCAUGAAGGAAAAAUGA